This is a messenger RNA of Lycium ferocissimum, 3243 nucleotides long. Its product is annotated as putative receptor-like protein kinase At3g47110. Gene Ontology annotation, molecular function: ATP binding; protein kinase activity; protein binding. NCBI's taxonomy places the organism in Eukaryota, Viridiplantae, Streptophyta, Magnoliopsida, Solanales, Solanaceae. Bases 1 to 3024 code for a protein of 1007 amino acids. Gene Ontology annotation, biological process: protein phosphorylation. The record is from RefSeq and is a predicted model, not a curated record. The transcript is spliced from 2 exons.
AUGGGCAAUUCCAUAUGGCUUUUGUUAUACUUCCAGUACUCAAUUAUUGUUUUUUCCAUUGCAAUCUCAGGUUUGGAAUCAACUGAUCAACUAGCACUACUAGACUUCAAAAGCAGAAUAAGUGAGGAUCCACUCCAUGUCAUGGCUUCUUGGAAUGAUCAUUCUUCCCAUUUCUGCAACUGGACAGGUGUAACAUGUAGCCCAUCCAUUGGAAGAGUUACAUUUCUUGAUUUGAGUUCACGAGAACUCGUUGGCACCAUUCCGGCUUCCAUUGGCAAUCUCAGUUUCCUUACAGUUAUUGAUCUUGGAAACAAUAGCUUUCGUGGUGAAAUUCCUCAACGAAUCGGUCUCUUACUGCAGCUGCAACAUCUCAAUCUCAGUUUCAAUUAUUUUAGUGGAAAUAUUCCUGCCAAUUUAACUUACUGCGAGGAACUUAGAGUACUUGAUCUACGAUUUAAUGAUCUUGUUGGGAAACUUGUGGGUCAACUCAGUUCUCUUUCAAAGCUGUAUUUGUUAAAAUUGAAAAGGAACUCUUUCACAGGAGGCAUCCCACGUUGGUUAGGAAACAUUUCAUCUUUAGAGUUCCUUGACAUUUCCAGUAAUAGUCUACAAGGACCAAUACCUCAGGAACUUCGCCGUCUAACGAAUUUGAAAGUAUUUCAUGUGAACUCGAAUAAAUUAACUGGUACAAUCCCUUCAUCGAUUUUCAAUAUUUCUUCCAUCUACUAUUUCUCUGUUACUCAAAAUCUACUGCAUGGACAACUUCCAGCAGAUGUAGGCCUUACUCUUCCAAACCUUGAAGUAUUCGCUGGUGCUGUCAACAGCUUCACCGGACCUAUUCCCGUCUCAUUGGCGAAUGCUUCUAAGCUUACCGUGAUUGAUAUUUCCCAAAAUAAACUUAUUGGAGAUGUGCCAACUAGUUUUGGAAAGUUGAAAACGUUGGUUAGGCUCAACUUUGAGGCGAACAGACCAGGAGGGAGGGGAAGUUAUGAGGGCUUGAAAUUUCUUGAUUUCCUAACCAAUUGUACAAAUCUGAUGGUACUGAGUUUUGCAACCAAUAACUUUAGGGGAGAAGUGCCUUACUCAAUCACUAAUCUUUCAACUGUACUUGAGAUAUUUUCUCUAGGUUACAAUAGGUUACAUGGUACUCUUCCUGCUGGAGUAGGCAACCUUAUUAGUUUGACCCUACUAGGAAUGGACGGAAACUAUCUCAAUGGCAGUGUUCCUGAAGCUAUAGGUAAACUUGAAUAUCUGGAAGUUCUCUAUUUGAAUGAAAAUGCAUUUUCAGGGAAGAUACCAUCCUCUAUUGGUAACUUGACACGGUUAACUAGUCUAUACCUGCAAGAAAAUAGACUAGAAGGAAGCAUACCUCCAGAGUUGGGGAAGUGUAAGAUUUUGUCGACGCUAAACCUUACUAAGAAUAAUCUUGUUGGCUCCAUACCGGAAGAGGUUGCAGGACUAUCUUCGCUUUCAGUUUCCUUAUCAUUGGCAAGUAACUCUUUAACUGGAUCCUUGCCAAAAGAACUUGGUCAGUUGAUAAAUCUCGAGGAAUUGGAUGUUUCACACAACAAAUUUUCUGGUGAGAUUCCAAGCACUCUCAGCAAUUGCCUCCGCUUAGAGCGUGUAAAUAUUAGUAAUAAUCUCUUUCAAGGAAGUAUUCCUCAAUCCUUUACAAAUUUAAAAGGAUUAGUUGAGAUAGAUUUUUCACGGAACAAUUUGUCAGGAAAAGUACCAGAAUUUCUUGGAAAGCUUCCAUAUCUCAGAAAACUGGACCUUUCAUUCAAUGAACUUGAAGGUGGGAUGCCAAAAGAAGGGAUCUUUGAAAGUACAAGCGCAAUUUCAAUCAAAGGAAACAAUAGACUUUGUGGAGGUGCUCCCAGCUUACAGUUGCCUAAAUGCUCCAAAGCUACCAAGCACCUUCAUUCAAGAGUGUCGCUAGCUGUUAUUGUUCCUGUUGCAUUGUCAGUUUUGGUGCUAUGUUCCUGUGCUGCUUAUUACCGCUUCAGCAACUCAAGAAAGGCACACCUUUGGAAUGAUGGGCAGCUAGCACAGAUACCAAGAACUACAUAUCGAGAAAUACUUAAAGCAACAGAUGGUUUCUCUGAGAAUAACUUGCUAGGUACAGGAAGUUUUGGUUCAGUAUACAAAGCGCAUUUCCAUGGUGACGAUACAAUAAUGGCAGUCAAAGUGUUGAACCUACAACAAAGAGGGGCCUUGAGGAGCUUCCUAGAUGAAUGCAGAGCUUUGAGAAAUAUAAGACAUCGUAAUCUUCUCAGAAUAAAGACAGCUUGUUCGAGCAUUGAUCGCCAAGGUAAUGACUUCAAAUGCCUAGUUUUUGAGUUCAUGUCUAAUGGCAACCUACACGAUUGGUUGCAUCCAGAAAAUGAUGAUCAGCACCACCAAACCAAGAAGCUGACCUUUAUCCAAAGGCUAAACAUUGUCGUAGAUGUUGCAUCCGCAAUUGACUAUCUCCACAACCACUGCCCAACACCAAUAGUUCAUUGUGAUCUAAAGCCAAGCAACAUACUCCUCGAUGAAGAUAUGUCUGCCCAUGUUGGUGACUUUGGACUAGCAACAUUUCUCCUUGACACAUCGAGCAAUUCUUGGAGUCAUCAGAUUUCCGCAGCACUAAAGGGUUCUAUAGGUUACAUCCCAACAGAGUACGGAUCAGGCGGCCAAGCAUCAGCACUUGGAGAUGUUUACAGCUUUGGAAUAGUGUUGCUGGAAGUGUUCAUCUGCAGAAGACCAACUGACGCGAUGUUUAACGAGUGUCUAAAUCUUCACAAGUAUGUUUCAAUGGCUUUGCCUGAAAAUGUCAUGGAGAUUGCAGACCCUGUAAUGCUCUUGGCAGAGGAAGAACAAAACAUCAAUCAAGAUCAAGCACGAAGAAUAGAAGAAUGUCUGGUGUCGGUUUUGGAAAUCGGGCUUGCAUGUUCUGCAUCAUCACCUAGAGAUAGAGUGCCAAUAGACACUGUUUUGAGCAAACUUCAAGCAAUCAAGGAGUCCUUCCUUUCAAGGAGAUGAUAAUAUGAACAAGAUACAAGUAAGUGACGGACUAAUAACUGUAUAAUUUUUCACGUUUCCUAUAUCAAAGCUUUGCUCCGAAUAAGAGAAUGCUACAGUGUGAACUAGUAGUAUGCCCAGAAUUAGAAUAGGGCAAAAUUACAGGCCAAUACCUUUGGUUGAUCUAGUUUACAAAAUAGCCAGCAAACGUAUAGGUUUAGUAUAUUUAUUACUUAAAUA